CACCUCCCUCCCUCAUUUUUUUUUGUUCUGAAUUCCCAUCCUCUUCCUCGAUGUAUGCUCUGAGAGAGUGAGCACUGAGCAGUCCAUCCUCCAUUCAACCAUUCCUCCUCCUCCAUCCUUCUCACGCAGGAGCAGUGGUGCCUUCGUCGUCGUGAGUCCCAACCGCAGCGCUCUUCUCCGUCGCAGCCGUAGCAGAGAGCGCCAGCUAUCGUGGUAAACCGAGCCGCCCUCCCCUCGCCGAGCAAUAGCAGAAGUUCAAGACCUCUCCUGCAACUCAACAAUGUCUUCUUCGGAGCUGCAAGGUUUGUAUGCAAAUAGCAGAAUAUGGCAGAAGAGGAAUCAAAACCAUUGAACUUCAUACCAGAGGUUAUACUCAAGAAGCGAAAAAGCAACGAAGCAUGGGCUCUUAGGAAAAAGGCUCAAUUAGAACGCUCCAACUUCCAAUCUAACAAGAACAAGGACGCUACCAUAAAAAAGCCCGAGGAUUUUGUUAUUCAAUAUCGCAACAUGGAGCUGGACCUUAUUAGAAUGAAGCGCAGAGUAAAGAGGAAACUUCCACAGCUGAACUCAGACUCCAAGCCCUUAAUUGUCAUUCGGAUUCACGGGAAAAAUGAUAUGCAUCCGAAAACAAGAAAAAAUUUGUACAGCUUGGGGUUGAGAAGAGUAUUCAAUGCUGUCUUUUUGAAGCCAUCAGAUGGAGUGUUAGCCAAGUUGCAGAGGGUGGAACCAUUUGUUACCUAUGGAUACCCAAAUCUUAAGAGCAUAAAGGAGCUAAUCUACAAGAAGGGGCACAUGAAAAUAGAGAAGCGGAAAGUUCCGUUGACAGAUAAUAACAUUGUUGAGCAGGAAUUGGGGAAGUAUGGUAUUGUAUGCAUAGAAGACAUGGUGCAUCAGAUAUAUAAUGUUGGUCCACACUUUAAGGAAGUUAUCCAACUUAUGUGGCCCUUCGAACUCAACAAACCAGUCGGAGGAUUGACAGGAUCAAAAACCCUUUUCAAGUAUGGUGGAGACUCUGGGAAUCGGGAGGAUGUCAUCAACGAAUUAGUCUCUAAAAUGAAUUAACCUUGAUCAUAUAUAUUGUAUCAAAAUUUUGAUCAUGUUUGUGAUGCCCCUAGGAGGAUCUUGGCUUCAAGUAUCUCAUUUUCUAGUUACUAUUGAUAUUGAUGUUCCCAGACAAAUUAAGAUAUGUUACUCUUUCUUUUCUUU
Arachis stenosperma is the source of this 1206-nucleotide messenger RNA. RefSeq names its product 60S ribosomal protein L7-1-like. The transcript is spliced from 6 exons. Gene Ontology annotation, biological process: maturation of LSU-rRNA from tricistronic rRNA transcript (SSU-rRNA, 5.8S rRNA, LSU-rRNA). Bases 325 to 1062 code for a protein of 245 amino acids. The record is from RefSeq and is a predicted model, not a curated record. Gene Ontology annotation, cellular component: cytosolic large ribosomal subunit. Gene Ontology annotation, molecular function: RNA binding; structural constituent of ribosome. Lineage: Eukaryota; Viridiplantae; Streptophyta; Magnoliopsida; Fabales; Fabaceae.